CGGCGGACAUCAAAACAAACAGAGAGUUUAGUGGAAAUUGCACAUUUUGGACAGCAACGGAAACAGGAGGGAAGAGAUGAGCGCCCCCUCGCAACUGUCAACGGCGUUCACGCUGAAGCUCGGCUUUGACGUGCAGCCGGGUUGUGUUGCCGUGGGAAGGCUGGACGGCGUGCACCCGUGCCUUGUGUGUGCGGCACCGGGUGGGAAAGUGGUGGUUCACAGCCCACAUCACGCCAAGGGAGAUGUCCAACAUUCCAAGAAACGCUCAGACAUCAGUGUGCUCAGAUUCAACAGAGAGGUGACCCGACUGUGCUGUGGAUCGCUGGAAGCGAGCGGCGCAUCACAGCAACCUGAUCUUGUGUUCGUGGGGUCUUCGGAUAACCUGACUGCCUACGACGUUGUCAACAACUGCGACAAGUUCUCCGUUGAGGCCGCAGAUGGGUGCUCGGCCCUGUGCAUUGGGAAACUGAAGGACAGCGAUCCACUCGUGUUUAUUGGCGGGACAUGCUCCAUCUACGGCUAUGACGCAGAUGGCAACGAUCAGUUCUGGACGGUGACGGGAGAUGAUGUGACGGCCAUGGCCGUUGGGCCAUUCACCACUGGCGACGCAGAGCUUGUUGUUGGCUCUGAGGACUUUGAUAUUCGCUCCUUCAACGCGGAUGCAGAGCUCCUCGUGGAGAUUUCAGAGCGCGACGCCAUUACACAGCUCAUUCGUUUGUCCGGGCAGCGCUUUGCGUUCUCACUCGCAAACGGAACUGUGGGCGUUUUCCAGUCGUCCACACUCCUUUGGUCACACAAGACAAAACACCAGGCGACGGCGCUCGCUGCGUAUGACAUCAACUUUGACGGUGUGCCCGAGCUUGCUGUUGGAUGGGCAGAUGGACGUGUGGAUGUGUUCAAUCCAAAGACCGGUGAUAUCAUCACCUCACAGUCGAUGAAGGCUGCAAUUGCCGGCCUGGCCGUGGCUGACUACCGCAUGGAGGGCAAGGAGACGUUGAUUGCGGUGUCCAUUGACGGGCGCGUGUGCGGUUUCUCCAUUGGGAUGCAGCGCGAUCAGCGUCACACCGCCGCUCCUGUCGUACAGGAGGACUUGUCCGCUCGCCUCAGGCUGCUCCAACAGAAGAAGAAGGACCUGCAAUACCGCCUCUCAGCGUUGAGUCAGCAAACGGCAGGAACGAAGCGGAAGCAGCAGCAGCCGUCAGAACAGGACCACAUGAUCAUGGCCACACACAUCACCACAGAGCUGAAGGCGGAGGACGGCAAAGUGAUUCUCACCAUCGCCACCUCGUCCGGCGCGCCCAUACGCUCUGUUGUGCUCUUCGCUGACGGCCUCUUUGAGGGCGAGUCGUACGUCAUGCAUUGUGCUGAGUCAGCAAAAUCCGACAUCACCAUCAGUCUCGUGCCGCCGCGGCUGGAGGCGUUUGUCAUUGACGCCAAAGUGCUUGUCGGCCCGCCUACAGCCACAAAGCUUGGCGUGUGCGAGGUGCGUGUGCAUGUGCCCAAGUUUGCGUCGUUCCACCGCGCAGAUGUACCGGAACCCACGGGCGCCGUCACCUUUCCACUCCAGGCAGCGCAGACUGAUAAGGUUGUGGCGUGGGUGAACAAGCACUUUCUCCUUCCGUCGCCCGUGACAGGCCUUGUCCCACCAAUUGGGUUCGCCUCCCCAUCAGGCUCCAUCUACCUCGUCCAACACGGCAACAACCUCGUGAUUGGUGCGGAUCGCGGCGAGCUCGCGUCCAUCCUCCUCCAAUCCCUCACGUCCGAAGUCAAACUUAAGGCGGCGGAGUCGGCCAAGUCGACGUUUCCAUCACAACUUGAAGAGCUGCAGGACACGCUUCGCAGCGUAUCAGACCUGCACGCCGCGCGCCAGAAGCUGUCUGUUGAGAUUGCCGACCAGAGCAACCUGGCCAAGAGCCUUCUACUCCGCGCUGAGGACUAUCGCAUGAUGGGCAACUUUGCGAUGAUGCGGGGAACGUACCUGCAGCUGGGGGACGUGAAUCGAGAUCUCAUCAAAGCGUACAACAUCCGCAACUCCAACUACGACGAGCUUGUGCGUCAGCUCAAGGCCCUCAAUCAGUUUAUCAGCAGAACCGCUGACCUCUACGUGGGCAAAGCUCGAACAGACCUGAUUGCGUCAUGUCGCGCUGCCAUCAAAGCAAACGACAUGGACCAACUCUUCAACUUGCUCAAGUCAGGCGCAACAGCGUCACCGUCAUCACCAUCGGCAACUGACGUCUAG
Salpingoeca rosetta is the source of this 2239-nucleotide messenger RNA. RefSeq lists its product as uncharacterized. Gene Ontology annotation, molecular function: protein binding. Gene Ontology annotation, cellular component: membrane; BBSome; ciliary basal body. Bases 77 to 2239 code for a protein of 720 amino acids. The transcript has 17 exons. Gene Ontology annotation, biological process: non-motile cilium assembly. The record is from RefSeq and is a predicted model, not a curated record. Lineage: Eukaryota; Choanoflagellata; Craspedida; Salpingoecidae.